GAUUCCUUGAAAUCGACAAAAGUAAGAGACACAGUAGUCCUCGCGUCCAUCGACCGGCUCUCUGCUUGCAUUAGUGAACGGAAGCUAGUUCCAACAGUUCAAUGCCAGGUACAUAGUAUGCAGUUAGUGCGGGUUUCAAGGAAGAGAGUCCUGCGAGGUCUUAGAAGCGCGGAAAGUAGGGAAAGCAUGAGAACCAAUGGAAAUUUUAAAGGAGCCCUGGGAAAUUCAAAUGGUGGAGAUCAUUGUGUUUUUUGCAUCAAUCGCUUAUGCGUUUGUAAUCCAACAUGUUUCGGCCCCCUUUAUGGUAAUAAUGAACUUCUACACUGGUAUCUCUGUAAUCGACCUCAACAUAACUAAUUUCAUUUUCUUUUGACACAUUAAGCCCUGCCAGGUGGAAAAGUGUGACAGCGCUUGUGACUCUAUCAACACGGACCAAGCAGAAACUUUCAGCCCUGUGCCUGCGAAAAAUACUCCUAGGAGGAUUAGAUUUCCUGUCAGCGACACAUCUAAGUCUAUAGGAGCCAGUCUUGUGGUUGGAAAAGUGGGCAAGUGGCUUUCGAGCCAAAAUUGA
Molecule: messenger RNA, 571 nt
Organism: Porites evermanni
Lineage: Eukaryota; Metazoa; Cnidaria; Anthozoa; Scleractinia; Poritidae
Source: the annotation of a GenBank genome assembly